UUCUUAUAGAUAGGAUGAUUUUUAUUAGUUGAGUAAAAAUAUCCCCAGCGAUACCGCUUCCCCGCCACUUCUCCCUCUCGACUUCGAUGGCUUCGUCACUCCUACCGGGCCUCCACCGGCCUCCGGCCAAAUCAAGCUUCCCCUUCCCAUUCCAACCACGAAAAUAUCCCAGCCCUAUCCCUAGGACUACCUCAUCCCCAAGAUCUCCCAUCUUCGCCUCCCUUUCAUCGUCCUCCUCUUCCUCCUGGGAGCGGGAGGAGCAGCGAUGGCUUCGGGAGGAGCAGCGCUGGCUCAGGGAAGAGCAGCGCUGGCUACGGGAGGAGUCCCGGUGGGGUGCCGAGCGCGAGGCCCUCCUCCGCGAGAUCGCCGCCCUCCGCCUCCAGAUCGAGGCCCUGGAGCGAGACCGGCCCGAGCUCGAGGCCAUGAUCCUGGCGGCCCCGCAGAAUGAGGGACGGUCCGGGGCCGCCCCGCCGCGGCCAGCGCUAGUGGAGGAGGCCCAGGUCAAGGAGAUGGUUCUUGAGGAGGUAAGAGUUUCGGAAGCCGUGGUGGAGAGGAGAGAGGAGGUGGUGGUGGAGGAGAGGCAGCAGCAGCAAAUCCGGCGGAAGACGCUUAGGAAGGGAUCCGAGGGAGAGGAUGUUCGAACCUUGCAGGAAGCUUUGCAAAGCUUGGGGUUUUAUUCAGGUGAGGAAGACAUGGAGUUCUCAUCCUUUUCAAGCGGGACAGAACGUGCAGUGAAAACUUGGCAGGCCUCGUUAGGUGCUCUCGAAGAUGGGAUUAUGACAACCGAGCUUCUUGAAACGUUAUUUAGGGAGCAGGGUAAGGGGGGCACUGCCUUGAAGGAUGAUGCAAAUGGAGCAAUGUCCACAUCUAUAACAGAAAUGACAGAGAUUCAGCGGAAAGUAGUGAGAGAAAAUGGUGAUGCACAAUUUGAUGUUUCUCAACACAGAGUGUUUCUUCUGGGGGAAAACAGGUGGGAAGAACCAUCAAGGCUUGUGGGUAGGGAUAAACCACUUGACGGAAGGGAGACUGCAUCUCUUACAAAGUGUGUCUCUUGCCGAGGGGAAGGCAAAUUGAUGUGCACAGAGUGUGACGGAACCGGCGAACCAAAUAUUGAACCACAGUUUCUGGAGUGGGUUGAUGAAGGUACAAAGUGCCCAUACUGUGAUGGAUUAGGCUACACCAUUUGUGAUGUUUGUGAAGGUAGGACGACAGUGGAAGCGUAGCUAUUUAUGGAAACAUUGGAGUUCCCCACAUGUUAGAUGAAAGCUAAUACAUGAUACGUACAUGGGAUUUUUUGCAUGUAUCCCUAAAUUUCCCCAAAGUUGUAACUUAAGACAGGAAAAAUGUGAAAAUGCAUUUAUGU
Messenger RNA from Musa acuminata subsp. malaccensis (wild Malaysian banana), 1363 nucleotides. Its product is annotated as protein disulfide isomerase pTAC5, chloroplastic. Gene Ontology annotation, biological process: chloroplast organization. Gene Ontology annotation, molecular function: protein disulfide isomerase activity. Gene Ontology annotation, cellular component: chloroplast. The record is from RefSeq and is a predicted model, not a curated record. Lineage: Eukaryota; Viridiplantae; Streptophyta; Magnoliopsida; Zingiberales; Musaceae.